Molecule: messenger RNA, 4615 nt
Organism: Cuscuta campestris
Lineage: Eukaryota; Viridiplantae; Streptophyta; Magnoliopsida; Solanales; Convolvulaceae
Source: the annotation of a GenBank genome assembly
AGGAAGUACUCUUUUUCAAAUUUGAAUGAAACCUAUCGUUGACCAUGGUUUUGAAAAAACAUGAAUCUAGAAAUGCAACAAGGAAGUCACCAUGGAGUGAUUAAAUUUACUGCAGAAUCUGGAGGCAGAGGUUAUAAGCUAUAGUAAUUUGGGAUUUAUUCAAUGGAAUACUUGGUUCUUCUUUGAGCGCUCACUAAAAAGAUGUCAAAUUGCAGAUAAAAUUUAGAAGUGACUUGCCGGUUUGAUACUUCAGUACUUACCAAAUUGUGCAAAGAAGUAUCACUUGACUAAACGAGAUAUUGUAACACAACCGUUGCAUCAUGGUGGUUUGGGUAUUAAGUAUAUUGUGGACUAAAAUAAAGACAAAUUAUCUCAAAACCAAUAGCUCCAACGAGGGUGGCAUUAACAUGUGAAUAAAAUUUGGAAAUAAAUCUUACAAUAGAUAAUCUGCAAAGAUUAGGGAAUAAUUUUAGUUAAUCAUUGUUUUCUUUGCAAGAAUAUUUACAAAAUCGUUAGAAAUUUACUCUAGCUGGACUAAUUUGUUGCAGGGCUUCAUAAUUCAUAUUUCCUCUGUUCAGUUUUGAUGGGUUAGGGGUGAGGACGGGCUAUAUUAGCACAAUAAGAACUCACAAACUUAAGAAUAAAAAAGACUUGCCUAUUUUACAGAUUGCUUUCUGUAGGUUGAGAGAAAAAUAUGCAGGUUUUUGAAGGACACUUCCUUAUUCUAUCAUCUGAGUGAUUCUUCUUUUUAUACUUCCACAUUUGGUUGACGUUUUAGUCUCUUGUCAGUGUCAGAUUAUCAAUAUCAUUGUUACCAUUAUUGAGUGGUUAUCUUUUGUAUAAAUUGGGUGGUACUCUUUUAUAAAUUGUCUUCAUAUUAAAACAUGAAUCUGGUCUCAAAACUGUUGCUUAAAUAUUUCUUUCUAUUAGUGGAAAAGUGUGAAAAAUUUUCAAGAGCAUUGCCAUGAAGCACGAACUAUUCUUGAAAUUUUUGACGAUAAGAGGAGACUAUUCAGUGCCGGUUUAUGGUUGCGGAUGAUGAACAAAAAUUUCACUCUAGAUCUUUGUGUAGUGCAAGUUUGAUGGUUGGAUAAGUAUUGUUCAAUGAAAACUGGAAGUGUCACACAAGAAAUGACGGCUGUGGUUUCAUUAUAUCCCCUAUCAUUUUAGUGCUCAGGUGUACUGAUUAUAUUGAAGAUACCUUGUUAAAUCGUAAGAUUUCAUUCUAUCCUAUAAAUUAUGACUAUCCAUUAUGCCUGAGUAUAUAAAUAGAUGUUGAGGAUACAACAAAAAUACAAAAAAUGAAGGCUAAAUGUCGGAAAAGGUACUGUAUUUGGUACUCAGUAUGUUGCGGUUGUGCCAAUUUUUAUGAUUUUUUAAUAUUGUUUUCUUGACAUUUAGUUAUGAAAAUGGAACGAUAUGUUGAAAUUUCCAUUUGAUGACUUGCUGCCUGCUUGGCUUUUUCAUUAUGAAAAUAAUGAAAAUAUUAAUACUCAAUAUUGACAGUAGUAGUAAUUGUUAGAAUAUAAAAACCUUUAAUGGACCUACUACCACAAGCUUGAGCUUUUCGUUCAAUUGGUUCCUUAGGUCUUGCUGACCUAGAGAUUGAAAGUUCAAACAUCACCACCACCCAGUUUUAAAAAAAAUUAGUGUUCACGUGUAAGCCUUGAAUACAUAUAAAACCUUUAUGAGCCUACAACCAUAAACUUGAGCUUUUGGUUGAGUUGGUUUCUUGGCUUGACUUUUAUACCAUGUCAAAGGACCAAUUUCUCCAAAAGCCCAAGCUUGUGGCUGAAUUCCCAUAUUCUUUUUGACAAAAGUAGUUCUCAAUUAUUAAAGGAAGUUGCAUCCAUUUACAAAUGUCUAAUGCUACAAAAUACUUUUUGUUCCAUACUCUAUUUUUUUUUUGAAAGAAUGAAAUCAUUACAAUUGCUUUCUGUAAUAGACUAACACCAAACACUCAUCUGCUCUAUGUGCCAUCUGUUUCACAGUAUUAACCUUCGUUAUCCAUGUUUUUUCCUUUUGUUUUUUUUAUAGAAUUCUAUCUAAAAUUUGUUCCAUGCGUAUAUUUUAAAACUUAAUUCUGUUUUUUUUGUUUUUUUGUGUGCAGAAAAUGAGCGGCUGAGAAAAAUUUAUGCUGAGUCAUUUAACAAAUUGGCAGACCAGGUUCAAUUUUUUAAACAAGUCUUACAAAUUUUAUAAAAUCCAAUUAUGUUAAGAAUCUAACUUGUCUUGGUGCAGUUAAUACCUUGGAUAUUUUUUGCACACUUGUGGUUUCCUUUUUUCUUAUUUCAAAGUAUUGGAUGUGUAUUUAUUUUCGCUCGUCAAAGUAAAAAAAUCUUUGCUUAGGCUAGAUAUAGUUAAAAUCUUGUUUUCCCACAUGGAAUUUCAUAGAUAUGAAAGAGGGAUUUCUAGAAUGGUAAAAACACUCCCAACUAGUCCACCAUCAUCACCACAAUCCCAACUAGUUGUGGCUGGUUGUAUUAGGGCCUAUUUGGUUUGGAGGAAGAGGAGGGGAGCGGAUGAAUGGGAGGGAGGGAAUGGGAAAAGGGGUGGAGAGGGAGCCCAUCCCCUUGUUUGGUUAGGGACAGGGAGACGGAAGAGAAGGGCUAUGCUAGGGCUUCAAUCGAAGUAGCUAUGGCGGACGGAGACAAGGGAGUUGAAUAGAGGCAGAGAUGAGAUUUAUUUGAAUUACCAGAGUGAUUAUUUACAAAGUUGCCCACAUUUUCUUCUAUCUCCUCGAGUACUAGAAUAUUGUUUUUUUGAAGAUAUCGGGCCGAACAUUUAAUUUGAAUGGCUCAUGGUGGCCAGAUGUUAUUAUGAAAAUUUACCAUGCCUAGAUAUUGUAUCCUUCAUGGGAUGAUGGACGAUUGGAUAAUUUUUUGAUUUACAUUAGAUAAAGAAGGUGAAUGUAGAGAAGCUAUAGAAUAUUAUAAAAUAUAAUAACAAAUAUUGAGGGGAUGUUGAGUUCUUAUGAAAAAUAGGAGAGGUAAUGAAUUCUCUGACACUCCAUUUACUAUAGAAUAAUGUAAAAUAUCACAACAGAUAUUGAGGAGAUGUUGGCUUCAGCGUAUAUUAUAUACCGUAAGUUAUUUCCACACUAAAGUCUUCUAUAUACCAUCCGAAACAUAGCAGCAUACUCCCUCCCUCCAUGUCAAAAGGCACAAGUCACUAUUUCAAUUUCAUAGAUAACUUUUGUUUCUUUAUGUGUUCAUUGAUCAUUUGAUAAAAUAAAAUAGUCAUGUCAUAUCUUGUUUUGUAGAACUUUUGAUAUAAUUUUUAAACAUGUACGUUUUAUUUUUUAUUUCAAUACUAGUUUUUAAAUAAAAUGGUUUUAAAAAGUGUGGGGUUUAACUUUGUUAUUCGUGUUAUGCCUUUUGGCAUGGGACAGAGGGAGUAUUUGUUUGUUCAACAUGUGGUUAUGUUACUUCUUAAAAUCCCUGGUUUUCGUACCCAUUUGUGAUAUACUGUUACCCCAUAUGCAUAUAUUUAAUGACAUGCGAUCAUAGAGUUUCCAGAUUUUCAAAUGUUGUAUAUCACUGAGUGCUCACUUUAUCUAUGAAUAGAUGUUUACUACGAAGGGAGUAAAUUAUAGAAUCUAUUUACAUAAACACAUUGAAGAAGCCGCUUUGUUGUGAAUAAUUUGAAUGAGGCGACAGAUUGAAAGCCGAACUAGCUGCCAGAUCUUGAAUGAUGAAUUGAAGAAACUAAGUGAUGAGCAUUCCCAGAAAGAAAAUGUGAGUUAAUGCACAUCUAUACCACUUCUUGAAGGGUAUGUGGGUAUGUAAACUCAAACACUGCCAUUACUUAUAUUUUCACCAUUUUAAGCUGUCAUCGUGACUUUGGAGUAGACCAAUGCAUUUCUCCAUUGUGUAUCAUCGGAGGACAAAUUCUUAAAAAAAGGGUACCAAGUGAUUUAUGUAUCUUAAAGUAAUUACUUGUUAUUAGGAGUUUAAGAUUGCUAUUUUGUCCCUCAAACAUGAGAACACAAUGAGGAUUCAAGAUCUGGAAAGUCAAAUCAGAGAGUUACAGACUGAAAAGGUGGCUAGUGAAGCAGCUCUUAAUCAUCUUCACCAAGAUUUAACUGUGCAUAAGAACCACAUCGAAGCUUUGACAAGGAGAUUAGAACAAGUCACUUCUGAUGUAGAGUCUAGAUAUCAUUACGAGAUUCAGGGCCUGAAGGAUUGUCUCUUGGUUGAGCAAGAAGAGAAAGCUGAGUUAAGUAAGAAGCUCCAAGAUUUGGAAAAGGAAUUGACUGUCAGCAGAACAAAACUUGUGGAGUCCCGACAAGAUUUAACUUCGAAUCGGCAUGUGGACGCACUGAAGCAAAAGAUUAUGAAACUAAGGAAGGAGAAUGAGGUUCUGAAGAGGCAAAUCACCUAUCAAAUACAAGGAUAGAUGCUUUGUAAGUUAAAAGCAAAUUCCCAGUUUUUGCAGUUAUGGACUUGUGGCCUUUUUUUUAAUACACGAAAAUUGAAAUGUCGAUGCAAAGCUCUACUUGUAAUAUGCACAGUGCUCUAUCAUUGUUUCUUACGGUAAAAAGUUUUUAUUACCGUGCAACGCUUGGGUAUGAAUCUACUGAAGGAUAAAACCACGAGUUCACUUUACAAGUUUC